CGCAGCAAUCAUACCCAGCACCCAUCUCGACGGGAAAUAGUCGCGUCGCCAUCUCGGUCAGUUUACCGACACAAACCGAAUAAUUCAUUACCCCUUAAUUCGUUUCCUCGGUUCUCCGUCACCACCGUCAAGAUGGGCAUAGGCGGAUCGAAGCUCUUGGGCUGGCUCUCGCUGCUCAUGAAGCAGAAAGAGAUGCGCAUUCUGAUGGUUGGUCUUGAUGCUGCCGGCAAGACCACCAUCCUGUAUAAGCUCAAGCUGGGUGAAGUCGUCACCACGAUUCCCACCAUCGGUUUCAACGUCGAGACGGUCGAGUACCGCAACAUCCAGUUCACCGUGUGGGAUGUCGGUGGCCAGGACAAGAUCCGGCCUCUGUGGAGACACUACUUCCAGAACACGCAGGGUAUCAUCUUCGUCGUCGACAGCAACGAUCGUGACCGUGUGCCCGAGGCCCGUGAGGAACUGCAGCGCAUGCUCAACGAGGACGAGCUGAGGGAUGCUCUUCUUCUGGUUUUCGCCAACAAGCAGGAUCUGCCCAACGCCAUGAGUGUCGCCGAAAUCACAGACAAGCUUGGCCUCCACAGCCUGCGGCAACGCACCUGGUACAUCCAAUCCACUUGUGCCACCUCGGGUGACGGUCUGUUUGAGGGUCUCGACUGGCUUGCCACGGAAAUCAAGAAGAACAACUAAAUGCAACAUCUGGAAACCUCCGGGGACACGCGUUCCCCUCCAACCUCGGUCAAGCAUGGUUCGAUGGUGCUCUAUCCAAUAUCCCGUUAGGCAAUCAGUCGACUAGCCCAUGAACAACCCCUUUUUUUUCUUUUUACGCGGUUGGUUCCUGCAUCGUGAAACGCCGCUCAUGAGACGCAAAUGAAAGAAGCAAGCAAGCAAGCAAGCAAGCGAGGGGGGAAAAGGGGCGGUGGGAUGCGGUGGCCGACACUCUUUUUUUCUGAAACUCCUGGUCACUUUUUUCGGAAAGACGGAGAAGGCGCACUGGGUUUUUGGGAGAAAUCAUGUACAAUCUGAUACAUUCGUCAUGGAGAGAUGUUGCUCAUUUGAACUGCUUUCCUCGACUUGCCCACCUCUCCGCGAACUAACUAAUCCCCCAGGCCUGCCCAACUCCUUGUUGUGGAUUUCCCUCUUCCUUCUCUUCUUCUCGUUUUGUGUCUUAUGUAGGCGGAGAGGGGCCGUACUGAGCUGGAGGAGGCGAACUAGCAGUGUUUAUGGGCUGCUUGGGUGGAGUUGGUGUGAGGAAGCGAAACUGAGCAUGAGCAAGUGAAUGGCGAAGCCGAAGAGAAGCAAAGCGAGGCAAGCAGUGAGUGCAUGGGUUGGGGGAAGAGCAACAGGUGUGUGUAUCUGCGAGUCGGUUGAUGAUUGCGGGAAGCGGGAGAAGGAGCUGGGGGAGAGGAGGGGGGAAUGAUGGCUGUAAACACCAUUGCUAAUCUACUUGUUGCGAAUACGAAUUUACUGCUUCUGCUUUUCUU
Thermothielavioides terrestris NRRL 8126 is the source of this 1481-nucleotide messenger RNA. RefSeq lists its product as uncharacterized. NCBI's taxonomy places the organism in Eukaryota, Fungi, Ascomycota, Sordariomycetes, Sordariales, Chaetomiaceae. Gene Ontology annotation, molecular function: GTP binding; GTPase activity. The transcript has 5 exons. Gene Ontology annotation, cellular component: plasma membrane; cytoplasm. Gene Ontology annotation, biological process: vesicle-mediated transport; intracellular protein transport. Bases 133 to 687 code for a protein of 184 amino acids. The record is from RefSeq and is a predicted model, not a curated record.